Messenger RNA from Trichomycterus rosablanca, 2897 nucleotides. Its product is annotated as nectin-2-like. The transcript has 7 exons. The record is from RefSeq and is a predicted model, not a curated record. NCBI's taxonomy places the organism in Eukaryota, Metazoa, Chordata, Actinopteri, Siluriformes, Trichomycteridae. Bases 194 to 1729 code for a protein of 511 amino acids.
UUAUUUACGAAGAAAACUCUAAAUUUAUCAAAAAAGUAGCAGCAAGGAAGGCGAAAAGUCUGUAAGUUUCUCUCUGAAAGACUCUUUUUCGCUAAAGAAGGUAUUUAAAGUCCAAAAGGACUAAAGCCGUUAGUAUUUGACGGUUGGAAAUCCCAGUCUGUGAGCUGUGCUCAACAAGCGGACUACAGACACCAUGGUUCGGGACUCCAGUUUCGGCUCUUUAACACUAUUCAGUGCUACCGUUUUCCUCCUGUUACAAGGCUUAUUGGCCCAGCGUGUGAAGGUGGAGCCAGAGGUUGUGUCCUAUCCAGGAGGGACUGUGACUCUGCGGUGCGCGUUUCCUGAUCCAGGAAAAACCCAGCUCACUCAGGUGUCCUGGAUUAUAGAAAAGAGUGCUGAAUCUAGGACCAACAUUGCCGUGUACCACCCAACUUAUGGACCCAGUUACCCAGACACAUCCCCAGUGUAUGGGCGUGUCAGUUUCAACGAACCAGUCAGUUUGGAUAAUCCAUCCAUUCAGAUUAAUGACAUCAAGCUGACAGAUGCUGGAAAAUAUGUCUGUGAAUAUGCCACCUACCCCAGUGGAAACGAAAAGGGGGCCACUUCCCUCGUCAUCCUGGCCAAGCCGAUGAACAGCGCCUCCUCCAUCACUGUACCUGCUGGCACUUCUUCUGUCGCUGUGGCAAAGUGCGAGUCGGCAAAUGGCCGGCCAGCGGCUGCUAUCUCCUGGUCGACGCCUGUGACGGGCAAUGCAACAACGCCAGUAAAGACAGAGAACUCGGACAACACCGUGACCAUGCGCAGCGAGUACUGGAUCGUCCCCACACCAGCUGAUAACGGCAAGGACAUCAGCUGUGUGGUAGCACAUCGCACACAGUCCAGAGACGAGAUCAUCCCGCUGAAGCUGGUCAUCGAAUAUCCUCCUCAGGUAAAGAUCACUGGAUAUGACGAUAACUGGUAUAUUGGACGGACGAACGUUGUGCUAACCUGCCAAGCCGAAGGGAACCCUAUUCCCACCACUGUGACCUGGAAGACGUCAUCAGGCUUGCUGCCGGCAUCAGUGCAGACAAAUCAGAACCAGUUGACUGUGCCGACUGUUGAUGAGGUGGUAAACUCCACCUUUAUCUGCGAAGUAACAAACCGUCUCGGCACCGGCAAAGACCAGGUCACUACAUUCAUCAGGGAAGCACCCAUCGCUGCUUCCAACGCAGGCGUGGUAGCUGGGGCGAUCAUCGGCAGCCUCCUGGCAGUCCUAUUGGUCGCAGGCCUAAUUUCCAUCUUGGUAAUCCGCAAUCGUCGACAACAGCAGGGUUACCGAGGUAACAGCAAGGCCAACGCUCCCUACAACCCGGUGUCCCGUCUCUUCGGCUCCUCGGGCAGCAAGAACGGCGGCACGGGCAACCACGGCAACAAUAACGCACCCAUCUACAAAGGGGAAAUGGGGCUGUCUGAAAAGGAGGCCAAUCUCGGCCUGCACCCCGGAGGAAUGGCAGUGGUGGAGAACACACCCACGGCGCAGGACAUCCUGCUGAGCAACGAGCUGGACGAGGCAGAGCGCCGGAAGUUUGACGAGCUAGAAGACGACGAGCGCUACGACCAGUUUAGAGGCAGCGGACCCAUCCUGCAAAUCCGCCCGCAUGACGAGGUGCCUAACUCUACCUACCUGGACGACGACAUGGAGUCACAGAGGGACGGGUCGAUCAUCUCCCGGACCGCUGUCUAUGUCUGAGAGAUGGAGAAGUGAAAGGAAGUGGAUGAAGGGGAUGGCGGAGGACCUGCUUCCAGUUUGUUUUUGCUUUCAACACCCAGUUUACUCAUCAAACAAUCAUUAAUUAAAACACCUCACACAGAGAAUUGUCUCACUUGGAUGGAUAAAUGAAUGGAUGGAUGAUUAAAGUGGACACAGGGCUGAUGUAAAUAGAGGAAAUGGACAGAGAACAAUCUGGCUUAUACUUUUUGCAGUAAUGGUUGUCAUGGAGACAAUGUCUAAAUGACUUUAAAUGUACACGGCAUUAUAUGUAACGGCUAUGUUUGCGUCUGCACUGUGCUUUAGUGGAUGUAUGGUUUAUUAAUUUUAUUAUGUGAAUGAAAGGGUGAUUAUUAGGGACACAUUAUGACUUGGAGCCGGUCUGACUACUUGCUCCGUCUUUUUAUUUUAUUUCCCCUCAAUUUUAAGUCUCUCUAACGCUUCAGUGUGGACUUAAAUGUGUCCAAGUCAGGUCUAAUUCACUUAAACAGACUGUUUGAAGUGCUGUUACGCAAUGCUUCUGAAAUGAUUGGACACACAUCAAAGCCUUUAAUUUAGCCCAGACGCUGAGAUACGUUAGAUACAAGAACACUAAUAUGUAAGCGCUCCGUACAGAUUGCCGUCCCAAAAAGCUCACUAGGAUUUUGGUUUUAACAGACCGGUCAACAUCAUAUAAGUGUGUGCAUGUUAACUAGUCAUUCACUCAUUAGGGGUGGAGAAUACAUUUACAGAACACAUAUUACAUUACGAGCUGUUUCAAUAGCAAUCCUAAUAAUAGCAAUACUAUUUUUAUAAUGAAGUACUGCUAUAUUAAUUAGAAAUACCAACUCUUCAAUCAUUUAUAGCUUAUUAUUCUACUCUGUAUUUAUCAAUGCACACAUUCAAAUUGGUUGCCAUGGCUGCACAGUUAAAUAUAUCUCUUGUCAUGGUGCAAAGCACAAACAGUAGGAGAACUAUCCAGCUAGUUGAAAGGCAAAGUGAAACCCAGAUGCUUGUUUCUUUUAGUAACUAUGUAGUUGGACAGUGUUAUGUAAUGUUAGUAGUACUAACAAUACGUAGUAACAUGUACUGCAACACACAUCAAUAUAAGUUUCUUAUCACAUAGUCAUCUACCCCUGGUGUGCAUUAUAAAUAAACGGCAUUAUUAUUG